This is a messenger RNA of Nezara viridula (southern green stink bug), 2210 nucleotides long. The record is from the annotation of a GenBank genome assembly. Lineage: Eukaryota; Metazoa; Arthropoda; Insecta; Hemiptera; Pentatomidae.
GUUACAUGUGUUAGGACGUUCGUAAUUGGUGGUUACUGUGGGAGAGGUUAGGAAACACUAGUCAUGGAUGCAUGGAUCUAAUUUCCAUUGAUAAGAUCAGUGGCAUGAACAGCUCUCAUCAUGAACAUAACACUGGAAGUCGAAAAGGGAUGAUUGAGAACAAACACUGACCCCAAUAGCAUGCAUCAAAUCCACAACAUUGACAACCAUCUCAUCCACAUUAUCUGACUAACGUCUGUGGAAUUGAAACAAUGGCGAAGCCUCGAACAAAAGGUCCAGCAGUUGGAAUUGAUCUUGGUACUACCUAUUCAUGUGUGGGGUUCUUCCAAAAUGGACGGGUUGAGAUUAUAGCUAAUGAUCAAGGGAAUCGAGUUACGCCAAGUUAUGUUGCUUUCACAGACACAGAGAGGCUUGUUGGAGAUGCUGCAAAAAACCAGGCUGCUAUGAACCCUGCCAAUACAGUGUAUGAUGCUAAACGUUUGAUCGGGCGGAGGUUUGAUGACCCUUCAGUUCAGUCAGACAAGAAGUUAUGGCCCUUUUCCAUAAGCAGUAAAGAUGGAAAACCUGUAAUAGUUGUUCAAUACAAAGGGGAGAAGAAGGAAUUCUUUCCAGAAGAAAUAUCAUCGAUGGUGCUAAUGAAAAUGAGAGAAACUGCUGAAUCUUAUUUAGGAAGAAAGGUCAACAAUGCUGUAGUAACUGUCCCUGCAUAUUUUAAUGACUCCCAGAGGCAAGCAACAAAAGAUGCUGGUGCAAUUGCUGGUCUCAAUGUGCUCAGAAUAAUCAAUGAACCUACUGCAGCAGCCGUUGCUUAUGGACUUGACAAAAGAAAAUCUGGUGAAGUAAACGUUCUGAUUUUCGAUUUGGGCGGUGGGACAUUUGACGUAUCUAUCCUUACAAUCGAUGAUGGUGUUUUCGAAGUCAAAGCUACUGCGGGAGAUACUCAUCUUGGGGGAGAAGACUUCGACAAUAGAAUGGUACAAUUCUUCAUCGAAGAUUUCAGAAGGAAGCAUAAGAAAGAUAUUGGAGAAAAUAAACGGGCGAUAAGGAGACUUCAGACAGCCUGUGAAAGGGCAAAGCGCACGCUAUCCGCGGCAACCCAGGCCAACAUCGAGAUCGACUCACUCCUGGAUGGCAUAGAUCUAUUUACCACUAUCUCGAGAGCCAAGUUCGAAGAACUUAAUAGUGACUUGUUCAGAUCUACCACAGGCCCGAUCGAAAAGGCCAUACGUGAUUCUAAGGUACCAAAAGAAAGGAUCGACGAGGUUGUUCUGGUUGGCGGUUCGACCAGAAUACCAAAGAUACAAAGUAUGCUAAUGGAGUUUUUCAGUGGAAAAGACCUUAACAAAUCUAUAAAUCCUGAUGAAGCAGUAGCCUACGGCGCAGCUGUACAAGCAGCUAUAAUUGUUGGCGACACUUCUGACGAAGUUAAGGACGUCCUUCUGCUAGAUGUUACACCACUUUCGUUGGGUAUAGAAACGGCCGGAGGAGUUAUGACGAACCUUAUUGGUAGAAAUUCAACAAUACCGACUAAGCAUUCUCAGAUUUUCAGUACUUAUUCAGACAAUCAACCUGGUGUAUUAAUACAAGUUUUUGAAGGGGAAAGGGCAAUGACGAAAGACAAUAAUCUUCUCGGAAUAUUUGAAUUAAAAGGAUUUCCACCAGCUCCUCGUGGAAUCCCACAGAUCGAGGUCACUUUCGAUGUCGAUGCUAACGGUAUUUUAAAUGUUACCGCACUCGAAAAAUCUACUGGUAAAAGUAAUGCUAUAACAAUAACUAACGAUAAAGGUAGACUGUCCAAGAAAGAUAUUGAUCGCAUGAUUCGUGAAGCUGAAAAGUACAAAACAGAGGAUGAUAAGGCGAGAGAAUCCAUAUCUGGUAGGAACAAUUUAGAAGCAUACUGUUACGGAAUGAAGACGUCCAUGGAAGAAGCAGCUAAGAACGGUCUAGUCACCGAAGAGGAAUUGAAAACUGUCUCUAGGAAGUGCAACGAGACGGUAAUGUGGUUGGAAGCGAACAAAUCAGCUACCAAAGAAGACUACGAGAAGAAGCUGAACGAAGCAGAGGCGGUUUGUAAGCCGAUAGCAACCAAGUUGAUGGGGAGCGGCGCUUCAAGACCUGGGAACCUCGGGGUAGCGCCCGAUCGCCAUUCUACCAGCAACACUGAUGAUGGACCCACCAUUGAGGAAGUUGAUUAAUAAAAUCCAUGACAA